AUGGCCGAGACCCAGCUGCCAACCCGCUCAACGACCAUGAGCACCGACGACGAUGCCGUUCCAGGCGAAGAUACCAGCGAAGUUACCAAGCUAUUCCACGAGCGUCUCCAAGCAUGGAAGCAUGCAUGCGGCUACCUCGAAGACUACAUCACCGCGACGGAGAGGAUGCAUCACUCCCAAAGUAAAGAAUAUGAGAAGGUGCUGAAGUCAGUCUCACACCCGUUAAAAGAAGGCCAUCACUUCGAUCAAAGUCUGGGAGGUAUUGCUGGCAUGUUCGACAACAUCCGAUCGAAUACGCAGGGUCUCGCAAACUCCCACCAGGAGACUUCGAAAGUGCUUAAAGGCUCAAUCCUCCCGAUCUUUGAGCGAUUGCAUACCGAGGUAAAGAAUAAGACCAAGGAGCUCAUAAAAGGAGCUGGGAAAGGCGGCAAGGCGGUCGACAAGGCACGCGCGAUUACACAGAGGCACAUCGAACUCUUAGGGCAACAUACCGCGGCUUUCGAUAGCACUGGCGGGAAGGUCGCUUCAAACGAAGAUCCGUAUGUGCUGCAACGAGGUGUUUUCCACCGCCUAAACAAACAGGUCGUGGAAGAGAACAACAAUCGCAACGACCUGAUCGCGGUUCAAGACAGCUUCGCCCACUUCGAAGCACACAUCCUCAAAACGAUGCAGGAAGGACUGGGUCAGUUUAUGCAGGUCAUGAGCAAGCAAUGCGACCUCGACAAGAACAUAUACGGCGACAUGGUCUCUACCGCUCAGCGUAUCCCACUGGACUUCGAAUGGCAAGGUUUCAUUGCUCGGAAUACCGGCGUACUUAUCGACCCCCACCAACCUCUUCGUUCCGUUCAGUCCAUCAAUUUCCCGAAUCAGAGCCACCGCGCGACGCAACCCCUCAUCGCCGGAUCAUUGGAGCGCCGAGGCAAGAUUCUCAAGAAGUACGAGUCGGCCUACUACGUCAUCACCCCCUCCAAAUAUCUCCAUGAAUUCAAGACAGAUGACGACUUCGGCAAGGAGCCCACCCCCGAGCUCUCCCUCUACAUACCCGAUUGCGCGGUGGGCGCCAUUUCCGGCCAGAAAUUCGCCGUCAAGGGCAAGGACGUCAGUAAAGGCAAAAUCGGCAAUUCAUUCUCUAUCAGCCACGAGAUACAGCUCCGGGCACACACAUCGACAGAUGCGGAGCAGUGGUGGAAUAUCCUGCGAAAUGCGGCGGGCAUGAAGACCGAUGAAGUGCCGGAGAGUCUGCCGAAUAGCCCGGUUGUUGCGAGGACGAGUGAAACCACCAGCCCCACGAGCCCUACGAGUAUAGGACCGGUUGAGUCAGGCGUGCUGAGAAGUCCUGUUGCAGACGAAAAGGAGAAUGUAGUCGAGCCAAGCGCGGCUGCAGGUGCAGCUUCGGAGACAGUGAAGCCAGCAACUCGGUCAAAUACAGGUAUGGACAAGGUGUAA
Molecule: messenger RNA, 1446 nt
Organism: Eremomyces bilateralis CBS 781.70
Lineage: Eukaryota; Fungi; Ascomycota; Dothideomycetes; Eremomycetales; Eremomycetaceae
Exons: 2
Coding region: 1-1446 (481 amino acids)
Source: RefSeq, a predicted model, not a curated record